Molecule: messenger RNA, 472 nt
Organism: Carassius carassius (crucian carp)
Lineage: Eukaryota; Metazoa; Chordata; Actinopteri; Cypriniformes; Cyprinidae
Product: protein MANBAL-like
Exons: 3
Coding region: 37-300 (87 amino acids)
Cellular component (GO): membrane
Source: RefSeq, a predicted model, not a curated record
AAGGCUUCGAUUUAUUUAUCCAGUCAGCUCCGCAUCAUGUCCUCAGAUCUGGAUCUUUCUCCUCCGGAGGUCCCAGAGCCCACUUUCUUCGCGAGUCUCCUGCGUUAUGGAUUAUUUCUAGCUGCUAUUUUUCAGCUCGUCUGUAUUUUAGCAAUAAUCAUACCCUCAUCCAAGAGCCACGAACAGGUGGAGACGUCGGAGCCGGCUGACGCUCACAGCUCUGAGCAGAACCGAAAGCCAAAGGGAGCUGUUCAACAGAUCCGCCAGAAAGUGAAAAAGGAGAGCAAGAAGAAGAGAUAGAGAGUGUGAACAGUGAAGGUGUUUGUCUGAUAAACUCACUAAUGAUGGAUUGACUCACAGCAUUAGAGGCAUUGUUCAGUUCAGCCAUUAUUACUUCAUCUGGUCUGAGUUUGGAUUUUGCCAUGUCUUUCAAAUUUUUUUUUUAAUCAAAUUAUGUAUGUGUCAUUGUUUU